GUUAAUACGUUCCUGAGUUUACCGCGUAAGUCGAAUUCUGUGAAUACGAUGUAUCACCCGAGAGAAAAAAAAGAUCGAUCCAGAAUUAAAAAUGACGUGGUAUUACCUGUGAAGGAAACGUGGGCAGAGUCGAAUAAUUUUCACUUGAAUUUAGUCUGAAAAGGUUGACUAAAACGUUUCACCCAAUGCGAUCCGUAUUUCCUUCCAAAAAUGAAAGUUCUUCCUUUUAUCCUGCAAAACAUUUACCACGUUACCACAAGACAUGAUGUAACUUAAUGAUAAACUUCGUCUAAAAAAUAUAUUUAUAAAUUCAAAGUCAGACAGAUUUAACUUAUUUCACGUGGAAAAAUAUUAUCACAAAUGUUUAUCUUUUUUUGUAAGAAUGCGCCUCGUGAAGAUUCAGUUCUGCCAACUUUGAAACAUAUAACGAUGACAUGAUAUAUUUACUAAAGAAUGACAGAACGUUUACGAAUUGUUUGGAUUAAUUAAUAACAGUAAUUACAUUUAUAAUCAAAUAUGCAAGAAUAUUUGCUUACACUGAUUCUGCAUAUUAUAUAUAUAGGGAAAACUCAUCAGCUCUGAAACCAAUCAAGCUCCGAAACCAUCUCUUCUCUUUUGGACAAGUAACUUACAUUGAUCUUACACUGGUGUAAAAGCUGGUGACUUUCUCAGAAUUGACAAGUGCAGGUACACGUAAGUAUCUGGUAAAACAUAUUAUUGUUGCGUGGCAUUUAUUAAUUCCUACAAACAUUUCGUUAUGUUCCAUUUAAAGAACAAAUUACGCAAAAUUAUAGAGUCUAAGAUAAAUCUUAUCGUAAGAUUUCAUCACAAAAGAUAAUAAGGUCUAAGAUAAGUAAAAUUUAGAAAAUCCCUUAUAGAUAAAAGUAGCAAUUAACUCCCUCGAUAAGUGCAUGAUAAAUCAUUAUAAAAAUAUUUUACACGUUAAACUAAUAUCAUAAAAUUUGUAAAAAUUUAAUAAUCGAAAGUAUCACCCUUUAAAAUUAAAUAUACUAAUUUUUGCAGUAACUUAAAGAUUAUGGCAAAAAUGAAUAAAGAUUACGAAAAAUUAAGAGGUGUAAGCAAAUGUUUCACAGAGGAAACAUUAAAGGAGAUACUUUGCAAUGUACAUAAAGGAGAAAAAGCAAAUGUAUCGAAUUGGGAAUUUGAUGAAGCAAAUGCUAAAGGAGAUAAUUAUUUGUCAACUGUUAAUAAAAUUAAGGUUACUGGAAAUGUUGAUGGUAAAGAAGCCCAAGUUAGUUUGGUAGUAAAAUCUCUGCCAACAAAUAUAGGCAGGAGGAACACGUAUAGAAGUGUAGAAUUCUUUCGAAAUGAGACUCAGUUUUAUACAAAAGUGAUUCCAAAAUUUCAAGAGUUUUUAAAAGAUAAAGGCCAAGAGAAUCUAUUAUGCAUACCACGACAUAUGGCUUCUUGUAUGGAUGGUGAAAAUGAUUACAUAGCAAUGGAAGACGUUACUCUUUUAGGGUUUAAACCCCUUGCUAGACAAGAUUGCAUAGAUGGAGACAAAUGUGCCAUGAUUUUGAGAGCUAUGGGAAAGUUUCAUGGGAUUUCUUUUGCAUAUAAAGAUCAGGAAAAAGACUUUACAAAGCUUGUAGAAAGUUUACAUGAAACAUAUUUCAGCGAUGAACACUGGAAUUGGUAUAAGAGAUUUUUUAAAACAAUAACAGAUAUUACACAAAAUGCAUUAGCAACGGAAUACCCCGAUAGCGCGGCAGAGAAGCGUUAUGAGUCUUACAGAUUCGGUAGUCUUUAUCACAAAGCUGCAGAGUUUUGUAAACGCACGCAUCAACCAACAUCUGUUAUAAGUCAUGGUGAUUGCUGGGCUCCGAACUUUUUAUCUCGCGAACCAAAUGGAAAUGAAAUUUUAAUGCUCGAUUUUCAAUUGACAAGAUGUAGCAGUCCAAUCUUAGAUAUAUCAACAUGCAUUUACGCAUGCACUGAUAAAACAGUUUGGGACGAACAAUUCCAUAAAUUAUUAAAAGUUUAUUAUGAUGAGCUUUGUAAUACUAUUACUUUACUUGGUUCAAAUCCUGAGAACCUAUAUUCUUGGAACACAUUUAUGAGCGAGGUGAAAGAACAAUUCGGUUUUGGCGCAAUAUUUGCAAUGGAGAUUAUUCCACUUAGCUUGCUGGAUCAAUCGGAUACAUUCGAUUUAGACGCUAUUAUAAAAGACGAUAAUGCGGUAGAUAUAGCCGAUGUAUGGACGAUAUCGAAUAUUAAAUCCCAAAGUGGAAGACUCAGACUAGCCAAUGUUUUUGUCCAUGCAAUCCAAAAUGAAUUUUUAUGAUUU
Hylaeus anthracinus is the source of this 2308-nucleotide messenger RNA. RefSeq lists its product as uncharacterized. The transcript has 5 exons. The record is from RefSeq and is a predicted model, not a curated record. Lineage: Eukaryota; Metazoa; Arthropoda; Insecta; Hymenoptera; Colletidae. The coding region runs from base 1037 to 2305 and encodes 422 amino acids.